UCAAGGGUUAAAAAAAAGGCGAAAUCUCACAUCACAAAAUCACAGCCAUCCAAUCUCUCUCUGUUUCGCUCGCAAAUCUCCAGCUUCGCUUCCCUCCUCAUCUCACCAAUCUUCUUCCCUCUGCAAAAUCUCCGAUCGAAUCUUUUCUCAAUUCGCCAGCAUGAGUGACCAAGGAGAGAAGACUUGCCCACUAUGUGCUGAAGAGAUGGAUCUCACUGAUCAGCAAUUGAAGCCUUGCAAAUGUGGCUAUCAGAUUUGUGUUUGGUGCUGGCAUCACAUAGUAGACAUGGCAGAGAAAGAUCAGAUAGAAGGGCGUUGUCCUGCUUGUCGCACUCCAUAUGACAAAGAAAAGAUUGUAGGGAUGACUGUUGACUGCGACAGUCUGGCCUUUGAAACCAACAUGGAGCGCAAGAAGACUCAAAAGUCAAGAUCAAAACCUUCUGAAGGGAGAAAGCAACUCACUAGUGUGCGCGUCAUCCAAAGGAAUCUUGUUUACAUUGUUGGGUUGCCCCUUAAUCUAGCAGAUGAAGAUCUACUCUAUCAUAAAGAAUAUUUCGGUCAGUAUGGAAAAGUUCUCAAGGUUUCCAUGUCCCGAACAUCAUCUGGUGCCAUCCAAUUAUUCCCAAAUGAUACAUGCAGUGUAUAUAUUACUUAUGCAAAAGAGGAAGAGGCUGUCCGUUGCAUCCAGGCCGUUCAUGGGUUUAUCUUGGAUGGGAAAUCACUGAAGGCGUGUUUUGGGACAACCAAGUAUUGUCAUGCAUGGCUGAGAAAUGCGGCGUGUGUUAAUCCUGAUUGUCUCUAUCUGCACGAGGUCGGUUCACAAGAGGAUAGUUUCACAAAAGAUGAGGCCAUAUAUUCCCAUACAAGGAGUAGAGUUCAGCAAAUCACCGGAGCAACAAACAUUCUGCAUCAACGUUCAGGAAGCAUGCUACCUCCACCACUAGAUGAUUUCUGCAGUGACAGUUCUUCUGCUAAACCAAUUGCAAAAGUCCCUUCAAGUAAUGCAGUAAGUGUUGCCAGGUAUUCUCCACCUAGUGGGAGUGGGAGCUCUAGCAGAUCCACUGCUCUUCCUGCUGCAGCGGCAUGGGGGACACAUAAUGCAAACCAGCAGUCUUUAGCAACUUCGGUUACCUCAAAUGGAUCUUCUGAUAUACAAAGAACGACCCCAGUAAAUGGAACCUUGGCCUUUUCUGCUGUUGUUGCAAACGCAGCUCAUGGCCCUGUAUCCUCUAGUAACAUUCUUAAGAGACCAUUAGGCAAAGAAGAAAAUCAAAAAGCUGUUGACAAAAGCAAACUUAGGGUUUUGAAGCCUUUGCAGCAUAAUGUUGUGGUUGGUUCUGGGUCCAAGAGAACCACCUCACCUGAUAGAGAUUCUCCUAGCAAUCGGUUAUCCAGUUCAACAGACUCUUCCUACGAUGGCAGAGACAUUGACAAGUCUUCAGCUGUUGUGGGCUCGUCUGACGAUUCAGAGGAUGGUGUAGAAGAUGUUUCACAAAUGGAGAUAACUACCGAUUCCAGAGAUGACCGUCCUGAUAUUGCGAUUCGUAGUGAGUGUGAUCAAGGUUCUAAUAGACAACCUGAUCAUGAAAUAUCAAAGUUGCCACAUCCAGAGCAAUGCAAGAUAGAUAGCUCUAUAAACAUUGAUGAAAAAGCUAUUCCAUCAGAGACUGGGGUUCCCUGCACGAGGCCAGAGUGGGAUUGGAGAUUAGAUUUGCAAUCCCAGAUGCAAGUUAGCUCAAAAUUGGAUGUGGAGGAUAUGUCAUCACUAGAUAGACAAAGGCAUCACCAUGAAGAGGAUGUUACCAACUCACUGUUUUUGUCUAAUUCUUCAAGUUCCAUUUUGGAUUCAAAUCAUCUGGCUUCUCGUUCUUCCCUACCUUGUGAACCGUCAGGUGUAAACGGUUCAGACUUGAGGUUCCCUUCGGAUCGAGGCAGCAGCGAUAUUGGUGAGCAAUCCAUGUUCAGUGUGGAGCACUCUCUGUUUGCUAAUGAAGGCAGGAACAAAGUUCAUAGUACAGAGGACGAAAUAAUCUCAAACAUUUUGUCACUCGACUUUGAUCCAUGGGAUGAAUCCUUAACUUCACCCCACAAUUUGGCUGAGUUACUAGACAAAGUUGAUCAGCGAGCCAGUCCUCUAAAACCUUCAAACCUCCUGAAGCAACAUAACAGCCAGUCCAGAUUUUCUUUUGCACAAGAAUCUACUAAUCAAGCAUUUGACAGGGAGAAUCAUAGCGUUUAUGGGCAGUUUUCAAGAGAUAGGCCUAUUCCAGAGUCUGUAGUGAGUCGAGAUAUUUAUCGGGAUAAUCUCGGGAAUCUAAAUGGAUUUGCUUCAAACUAUUCCGGUGGAUUAGAUAAUGUUUCUGCUAGUCCUUUAUUUUCAUCGUACAAGACUCCUGCAGUUUCACGACCUCAAGUUUCUGCUCCUCCAGGAUUUUCUGCGCCGAGCAGGUUACCUCCUCCUGGCUUCUCUUCACAUCAAAGAGUGGGCCUAUCUUCAGAUACGGCACCAGGAACUCGUUUUCUUGACUCUGCUGCCAUGUUGAGGAAUACAUAUCAAAUACAGCCUCCAGUUGGGAAUCCGAGUAGUGCGAGUGAUAUAGAGUUCGCGGAUCCUGCUAUUCUAGCGGUUGGGAGAGGGAUGGUAAAUGCAGACUUGGAUAUGAGAUCAAGUUUCUCAUCACAAAUGAAUUCUUAUGGGAACGAGACAGGACACCAAAUGUUGAGACAGCAGUCUCUGUCUGCUGCACAACAACAAGUCAAUGGGUUUCAUCAUGAUCUCAGAAACUUAUCUCCUUCACUUGCAGAAACUUACGGAUUUAGCUCAAGGCUAAUGGACCAUCAGGCACAUGGAAGUAAUUUAUCUCUUUUCUCACAGCACCCAAGACAACAACCAUCUGCAAAUCCAGUCUUGUCUAAUGGUCACUGGGAUAAGUGGAAUGAAGGCCAAAGUGUGAACUCUCUAGCCAUGGCCGAGCUUCUUAGGAAUGAACGGCUGGGAUUCACCGGGAGCCUAUACAGCAAUGGAUAUGAAGAACCAAAAUUCCGGACUCCAAGUCCGGGAGAUGUGUAUAAUAGAACAUAUGGGAUGUAAUUCUGGCAUGAAGAGAGGUUUUCUGCUUUGUUGGUUGGUCCCAAGUUGCUGGAAGAAUCAUCAAAAACUGCUUCCAAUGCUAUUGAGUGAAGAUGCAUGGCCCCAACAUAAUUUCACCAAGAGCAUUUUUGAACUCUAAAGGAGCUGAAGAUGUUGAUGUUUGGUUGCCUUGUUGAUGCAUGAAAGUGUCCAAGUCCACUGGUAAAA
Molecule: messenger RNA, 3298 nt
Organism: Brassica oleracea var. oleracea
Lineage: Eukaryota; Viridiplantae; Streptophyta; Magnoliopsida; Brassicales; Brassicaceae
Exons: 14
Coding region: 161-3091 (976 amino acids)
Biological process (GO): protein ubiquitination
Cellular component (GO): CCR4-NOT complex
Molecular function (GO): ubiquitin-protein transferase activity; RNA binding
Source: RefSeq, a predicted model, not a curated record